AAUAAAAUCAUUCUGGACCCUCUGACGUUCAGCGAGGCUCGUUUCCGACCUUCCUUGGAGGAGCGUCUUGAGAGCAUCAUCAGUGGUGCCGCGCUCAUGGCCGACUCCUCGUGCACACGUGACGACCGGCGUGAGCGCAUCGUGGCCGAAUGCAACGCUGUGCGGCAGGCGCUACAAGACCUACUCAGUGAAUACAUGAACAACACGGGAAGAAAAGAGAGAGGUGACCCGCUGAACUCUGCUAUCGACAAAAUGACAAAGAAGACCAGGGACCUGCGCCGACAGCUGAGGAAGGCCGUGAUGGACCACAUCUCCGAUUCCUUCCUGGAGACCAACGUUCCUCUGCUGGUCCUCAUUGAAGCUGCCAAGAGCGGCAAUGAGAAGGAGGUUAAGGAGUACGCGCAGGUGUUCCGCGAGCAUGCUAACAAACUGGUCGAGGUGGCGAAUCUGGCAUGUUCCAUCUCCAACAACGAGGAAGGGGUGAAGCUGGUGCGCAUGGCCGCUACACAGAUCGACAGCCUGUGUCCUCAGGUGAUCAACGCUGCCCUGACGCUGGCGGCUCGUCCUCAGAGCAAGGUGGCUCAGGACAACAUGGAUGUGUUUAAAGACCAGUGGGAGAAGCAGGUGCGUAUUCUGACCGAGGCUGUGGAUGACAUCACCUCUGUGGAUGACUUCCUGUCUGUGUCAGAGAACCACAUCCUGGAGGAUGUGAAUAAGUGUGUGAUAGCGCUGCAGGAGGGCGAUGUGGACACGCUGGACAGGACAGCAGGGGCGAUCAGAGGUCGCGCCGCUCGCGUGGUCCAUAUCAUCAACGCCGAGAUGGAGAACUACGAGCCAGGCGUGUACACUGAGCGAGUCCUGGAGUCCAUCAAGCUGCUGUCUGAAACCGUGAUGCCUCGUUUCGCUGAGCAGGUUGAGGUCGCUAUAGAAGCUCUGAGCACCACUCCGCCUCUGCCCUUCGAGGAGAACGAGUUCAUCGAUGCCUCGCGCCUGGUUUACGACGGCGUCCGUGACAUCAGGAAAGCCGUCCUCAUGAUACGGACCCCUGAAGAGCUGGAGGAUGAUUCGGACUUUGAGCAGGAAGACUAUGACACCCGGAGCCGUACCAGUGUCCAGACUGAAGAUGACCAGCUCAUUGCUGGACAGAGUGCAAGGGCCAUCAUGGCUCAGCUCCCUCAGGAGGAAAAGGCGAAGAUCGCCGAGCAGGUGGAGAGCUUCCGGCAGGAGAAGAACAAGCUGGACGCCGAGGUGGCCAAGUGGGACGACAACGGCAAUGAUAUCAUCGUUCUGGCCAAGCAGAUGUGCAUGAUCAUGAUGGAGAUGACUGACUUCACCAGGGGAAAAGGUCCACUGAAGAACUCGUCAGAUGUGAUCAAUGCCGCCAAGAAGAUCGCAGAGGCCGGAUCCAGAAUGGACAAACUGGCUCGAGCUGUAGCUGACCAGUGCCCCGAUUCGGCUUGCAAGCAAGACCUGCUGGCGUACUUGCAGAGAAUUGCACUCUACUGCCACCAGCUCAACAUCUGCAGCAAAGUUAAAGCUGAAGUCCAGAAUCUCGGAGGAGAGCUCAUCGUCUCAGGGCUGGACAGCGCCACAUCCCUCAUCCAGGCGGCCAAGAAUCUGAUGAACGCCGUGGUCCUGACGGUCAAGGCCUCCUACGUGGCUUCCACCAAGUACCAAAAGGUGUACGGAACAGCGGCGGUCAAUUCCCCCGUAGUGUCGUGGCGCAUGAAGGUGCCUGAGAAGAAGCCACUGGUGAAGAGGGAGAAGCCUGAGGAGUGUCAGACCCGCGUUCGCCGAGGCUCGCAGAAGAAACAUAUCUCGCCAGUCCAAGCCCUCAGCGAGUUCAAGGCCAUGGACUCUUUUUAAUUCUACAGGCUCCAAGGAUCCAACCCGUGAAACUCUUCCAACUCCUUCUGACUCUUCCCUCUAUCUCUAUUCUUUCUUUCCCGCCUCCUGCAGCUCCUUCCCCCGUAUCCCGUUCCACAUAAAGGCAAAGGCAUUGCCGUGGAUACUCUCGAUUUUCUUUUCCAGAGAACAGUGAAAGUGCAUUGCACCACAAAAGCGAGACACGUUGAGGAGAGGGGCAUGUGUUUACUCCUGGAGCUUCAGUGCCAUUUCUGUGGUGUUUGUUAUUUACCAGUGUUAACUGACUAGACUGACUAGCCAUAUUUACACAGAUACUACAGAGUCCUGCUGCUGACAUCCCUACUUAAAAACUAGUGCAUAAUCAUGACUUAAAUAAGGCAUGAACAUGAGAUCAUCACAUUGAGGGAAAGAGAUCAGUCACGAUCAAUGGAAUGAGAUCAUUCAUUUGUCACCUUGUUUACUUGAGUUACAAAGUUGUUGCUUUAAAUUCUUUAAAUCAUUAUUUCAAGCCACGUGGCCCAAAGCUAUGACUUGAUUAUCUCAUUGGUUCAAGUUACAAAUCCAUGGCAGUAAAAAUGAUCUUAUUUGCACACAGUCAUAAAGAGGAUUCUCUCAAGUAACUAAAAGGUUUAAUCUUCUUGCUUUUUUCAUGCUGUAUGGGCAAGACUUUAAUGAUCUCAUUCUCUCACAUGUCUAUGGCCUUAUUAUCUUGUUUUCUUUUGUUACAAAUUCAUGACCAUGAUUAAAUUAUCUUUAUUUAUCUUAGAAAUAUUUUUAUCUUACCAUGUCUUAUAAUAUAUAUAUUUUUAUUUUGUUUCCUUUUGUUACAAGUCCAUGGCCAUGACUGAAUUGUCUUUAUUUAUCUUAAAAUAAAUAAUUGUCUCAUUUUCUUUUGUUACAGAUCCAUGGCCAUGAUGGAAUUAUCUCAUUUCCCCUUAAUUUCUUUAUUUUAUUUUUUUCUUGUUUUUUGUCUAUAGCUAUGACUGAAUUAUCUUAGUCAAGUUGGUCAUGACUGUCUCGUUCUACUGUGGUCAUGUUCUUACUAUCUUGUUUUCUUAUGGUACAUAAUUACUGGUCACAUUAAUAUUAUUAUUAUUAGAUUUUUUUUAAAUAGGGAUCUCACAAAAGAAAUAAUAUAUGAUGCCGUAGCUUUUGAAGUGUCCUGAAGCUCCUGAUUUUGACUGAACUUUGAAACUGAGUAUGGCGUGUAGUGUUAGAAAUAAGUAAAAAAAAAAAGAAAAAGAAAAAAAAAGACUUUUUGUCCCUAUGAUCAAUGAUCCGUAUACUCCACAUGGUGACAUGACGUAUGGGGUUUCGCCAUUUUAUUUAAUUAUUAUUGCAUCACUAACUAUUACAGCCUGUUGGCCGUGGUGUUGGACCUGAUACUAGAAACGGGCCGAGUUGACUAGUCAUGUGAUUUGCGCAGAGAAAAUGUAGAAUCCUGCAUAUGAUUAUGGUCACAGUUCUCUAAUAAAACUUGCAACUGUGUUCCUGA
This is a messenger RNA of Silurus meridionalis, 3361 nucleotides long. Its product is annotated as catenin alpha-2. Lineage: Eukaryota; Metazoa; Chordata; Actinopteri; Siluriformes; Siluridae. Gene Ontology annotation, cellular component: catenin complex; adherens junction. The transcript has 12 exons. Gene Ontology annotation, molecular function: beta-catenin binding; actin filament binding; cadherin binding. The coding region runs from base 97 to 1866 and encodes 589 amino acids. The record is from RefSeq and is a predicted model, not a curated record. Gene Ontology annotation, biological process: cell-cell adhesion; cell migration.